Molecule: messenger RNA, 426 nt
Organism: Rhinocladiella mackenziei CBS 650.93
Lineage: Eukaryota; Fungi; Ascomycota; Eurotiomycetes; Chaetothyriales; Herpotrichiellaceae
Exons: 1
Coding region: 1-426 (141 amino acids)
Biological process (GO): transsulfuration
Molecular function (GO): pyridoxal phosphate binding; cystathionine gamma-synthase activity
Source: RefSeq, a predicted model, not a curated record
AUGGCAUUCAUGAAUACGAUAACAGUGUUUCAAGAAUUUGGCUCGAAUUACAAAUUUUUUGGCCUUGGUGGCGAUGACGACCUGGCUGCGCUGGAAGUCUUUCUCGACGAAGAACGCCAUCAUGGCCGAAAAGUACAAGCAAUCUGGGCGGAGUUCCCAGCGAAUCCGAUACUUGUCACCCCGAAUCUGGCGCGACUUCGUACGCGAGUAGAUGAGUACGACAUAGUUCUCGCCGUCGACGACACUAUCGGCGGUUUUGCGAAUAUAGAUGUCAUGGACAUGACUGACAUGCUUGUCACUUCCCUCACCAAAUCUUUCAAUGGCUAUGCAGAUGUCAUCGCAGGGAGUGUUGUCCUAAAUCCUGCUUCUCGACAAUAUGGAAAAUUGAAAUUUCUCCUCGACGAACAUUACGUCCCAGAACUCUGA